Molecule: messenger RNA, 2431 nt
Organism: Cannabis sativa
Lineage: Eukaryota; Viridiplantae; Streptophyta; Magnoliopsida; Rosales; Cannabaceae
Product: probable protein phosphatase 2C 4
Exons: 4
Coding region: 349-2223 (624 amino acids)
Biological process (GO): protein dephosphorylation
Molecular function (GO): protein serine/threonine phosphatase activity
Source: RefSeq, a predicted model, not a curated record
AAAUUAGUUAGUGAUAUAUAUAAGUUUCGAUACUUAAUUACACUAAUAACACUAGAAAGAAGUACUAAGCAUUAAUAAUAUUUUUUAACAAUUAUUUUAUAUAAUGUAUACGAAUAUAAAAGAAAAAUUGGACUUAAAAACCAAAACAAAUAGAUGACCAUUAUUAUAUUUUUCCAAAAAAAGAAUAUUUAACAACAAACACAAACAUCUUCCAAAAGUCAAAACUCUUUGAGAUCAAAUCAAGUUCAAGUUUUUAAGCACUAAUCAUUUCCACCAACACAAAAAGCUUAAAUCUUUUCUUCUUUUUCUUUAUAAAAAUUCCAUUUUUUUUCUUUUAAAAAAAUUUCAAUGGGUAACGGAGGAGGAAAGAUCGGACGUUGUUUCGCCGACGCCGGAGAAAUUUCUCUCCGGCACAAUAUCGCCGUCGUUAUCUCAGACCCACUUAACGAAAACCACGGCCAUUCCUUCUGUUACAUCCGACCCGACCCGACUCCUCUCCCACCCUCAAAACCCCAAAACGAAAACAACAACAACAGCCCCAAAACGACAACGUUUCGAUCAAUCUCCGGCGCUUACGUCAGCGCCAACACCUUCACACCUCUCUCAACAUCUCUCAUUGAUUCCUACACAGACAUUUCAGGUAGUAACUUCGAAAGCUCAACUCUUUUCGCUUCGAUCCCUUUACAACCGGUGCCCCGCCUUUCAUUCCAAGGCGGUGCACCGGGUUAUUCGGGCCCGAUCGAGCGCGGUUUCAUGUCGGGCCCGAUCGAACGUGGGUUCACUUCUGGCCCGAUCGAUGAAGAACAAAUUAAAGAAGAAGAAGAUGAUAAUAAAGUUAUGAAAUUUAAGGUUUCGGAAAAACCCGAAAAGCAGAGCUUUAUCAAGAUUCUUAAGAGAGCCAUUUCCGGUGGCUUAGCUCGUGGUCGUGGGAAGAACAACAAAUCCAUUGUUGCUCCGAUUAAAGGAGGAGUUGAUUCUGAUGAGAAGAAGAAGAUUGUUGUUGUUGAAGAGAAGAAUAAUGUAGGUUCGAUUAGUACUAAUUCGAGUUCGAAUAAGGUUGUUGUUGUUGUUGAUGAUGAUGAUGAGGAUGAUAAGGUGAGAAUUAUUGAGAAUGAUCUUCAAUGGGCACAAGGAAAAGCAGGUGAAGAUCGAGUUCAUAUAGUAAUAUCCGAAGAACACGGAUGGGUUUUUGUGGGAAUCUAUGAUGGUUUCAACGGUCCAGAUGCUCCUGAUUAUUUACUCAGUAAUCUCUACCCUAAUGUUCAUAAAGAACUUAAAGGGUUGUUAUGGAAUGAAGAAAAGUUUCAAUCUUUAUCGAAUUCGAAUAAUUCGGAAUUGGACAUGAAAAAACAGGGGAAGAGAUGGAAAGGAGAAUGGAACAGAGAAAGAUUAGAAGUUGAUAAGAAAAUGAAAGAGAAUUUCAAUGGUGGAGAAAAAAAUGUAUUGAAAGCACUUUCAGAGGCUUUGAAAAAGACAGAAGAUUCUUAUUUGGAUAUAGCUGAUAAAAUGGUUAUGGAGAAUCCUGAAUUGGCUUUAAUGGGUUCUUGUGUUUUGGUUAUGUUGAUGAAAGGUGAAGAUGUUUAUUUGAUGAAUGUUGGUGAUAGUAGAGCUGUUUUAGCUCAGAAAAUCAUGGAUCAUAAUAAUAAUCAUAAUCAUAUCAAUGAAUAUGAGUUUUCUAAUUUAACUUCUUUACAGUUAACAAUGGAUCAUAGCACUUAUGUUAAAGAGGAAGUAGAGAGAAUUAAGAAAGAACAUCCUGAUGAUGUUUGUGCUGUGAUGAAUGAGAGAGUUAAAGGGUAUUUGAAAGUUACUAGAGCUUUUGGUGCAGGCUUUCUUAAACAGCCAAAGUGGAAUGAUGCAUUGCUUGAGAUGUUCAGAAUUAACUAUGUUGGAAGUUGUCCAUACAUAACAUGUUUACCAUCAGUUUAUCAUCACAGAUUGAGCUCAAGAGACAGAUUUUUGAUACUGUCUUCUGAUGGAUUAUACCAAUAUUUCACCAAUGAAGAAGCAGUUUCUGAAGUUGAAUUUUUCAUUGCUUCAUUUCCUGAUGGUGAUCCUGCUCAACAUUUGAUUCAAGAGGUCUUGUUUAGGGCUGCAAGGAAAGCUGGAAUGGAUUUUCACGAGUUGCUCGAUAUCCCACAAGGGGAACGCCGGCGAUACCACGAUGACAUAUCCAUCAUUGUUAUUUCUUUGGAGGGAAGAAUAUGGCGUUCGUCUGUGUAAAUACCAAAAAAAAAAAUUACAAACAAAAAUAUAGUGUAGAUACAAAGAAAAGUUGAACUUUUUUUUUUUGCUAGUUCAUCUCCAACUCCCUUGUUAUUUUUUUCCCUUGGAAGUUCUAGCAUUGUUCAUUUUAUACGAAUACAUCUUUGAUCGGUGUAAAGAGAAAUCAUAGUAUCGUUUUGUUAUAUACUCACAUUUUCAUUGUUUU